UUUACAUGCAUUGGAGACCAGAUCAGAAGUACUUCUGAAUUAAGACCCCAGAUUCUUUGUGGUGACAUUGCGGAGAACUAAGAACAGAAGAUGAGUGAACUAGACCAGCUACGGCAGGAGGCCGAACAACUUAAAAAUCAAAUUAGAGAUGCAAGGAAAGCUUGUGCAGAUGCAACUCUCUCUCAGAUUACAAACAACAUCGACCCUGUGGGAAGAAUCCAGAUGCGCACCAGGAGAACGCUGAGGGGGCACCUGGCCAAGAUUUACGCCAUGCACUGGGGCACAGACUCCAGGCUGCUAGUUAGUGCCUCACAAGAUGGCAAACUUAUCAUCUGGGACAGCUACACCACCAACAAGGUCCAUGCCAUUCCUCUGCGUUCCUCUUGGGUCAUGACUUGUGCAUAUGCCCCCUCUGGAAACUAUGUGGCCUGUGGUGGCCUGGAUAACAUCUGCUCCAUUUACAAUCUGAAAACUCGUGAAGGGAAUGUACGCGUGAGUCGUGAGCUGGCUGGACACACAGGUUACUUGUCCUGCUGCCGCUUCCUGGAUGACAAUCAAAUCGUCACCAGCUCUGGAGACACCACCUGUGCGCUGUGGGACAUAGAGACUGGCCAGCAGACGACCACAUUCACAGGACACACUGGGGACGUCAUGAGCCUAUCCCUCGCUCCAGACACCAGAUUGUUUGUCUCUGGUGCUUGUGAUGCUUCGGCCAAGCUCUGGGAUGUGCGAGAAGGGAUGUGUCGGCAAACCUUCACUGGCCACGAGUCUGACAUCAACGCCAUCUGUUUCUUUCCAAAUGGCAAUGCAUUUGCCACCGGCUCAGAUGACGCUACUUGCAGGCUGUUUGACCUCCGUGCAGACCAGGAGCUCAUGACUUACUCCCAUGACAACAUCAUCUGCGGGAUCACCUCUGUCUCCUUCUCCAAGAGUGGGCGCCUCCUCCUUGCUGGCUAUGAUGAUUUCAACUGCAAUGUCUGGGAUGCUCUCAAGGCUGACAGGGCCGGUGUCCUGGCAGGGCAUGACAACCGUGUCAGCUGCCUAGGGGUGACUGACGAUGGCAUGGCUGUGGCAACGGGGUCCUGGGACAGCUUCCUCAAGAUCUGGAACUAACACCA
Molecule: messenger RNA, 1118 nt
Organism: Elephantulus edwardii (Cape elephant shrew)
Lineage: Eukaryota; Metazoa; Chordata; Mammalia; Macroscelidea; Macroscelididae
Gene: GNB1
Product: guanine nucleotide binding protein (G protein), beta polypeptide 1
Exons: 10
Coding region: 91-1113 (340 amino acids)
Biological process (GO): G protein-coupled receptor signaling pathway
Cellular component (GO): cytoplasm; heterotrimeric G-protein complex
Molecular function (GO): signaling receptor complex adaptor activity; protein binding
Source: RefSeq, a predicted model, not a curated record